GUAGUCUGUGCUCUAAUUGAUUUCCGCUGAAGUGAAAAAAAGUAUUUAUUAACAUUUUUUGUUGAAAUUGUAUGAAGGACAAAACGCUAAAAUAGAUUACUGAUUAUAUUAUAAUUUACUUGUAGUUACUAAUUACAACCAAUAUAAAAAUACAUAAGAUUUUUUUAAUUUAAGCACAAUAUUGACGUGCACAAGUGCCAACACGGCCGUCAACAAACAACAACUUCAUUUUGAAGUUGUUGACGUUUCACCGCGUAGCAAGUGAAAGUGUCACGUCAGUUGUUUCGCAGUCAUUAAAAUUUUAUUCUGAGUAUUUCCUAUUCGACGCCUUUUGGUACAGAAUCUUAACUCGGUUAUAAGAAGUUAUCACCAGGAACGAUGGGUGUAAAACCAGUAAUAGGAAGGAAAUCUAACAAGAACCCACCGAUUUUUAGCCAUGAAUUUGUGAUUCAAAAUCAUGCAGACAUAGUUUCAUGUGUCGUUAUGGUUUUCUUAGUCGGGUUGUUGGUCCAGUCAACUAGUCCUGUAGCCAGUUUAUUUAUCAGUCUACAUCACAAUGUCAGUGGAGUGGAACCAAGCUGGGAUUCACCUAAAGGAGAACUAUUCUUUUAUGAAGCUGGUUGGAAAGAUAUUUGUGCUGUUUUCUUCUAUUCACUUGUGUGCAUUGUGAUGCAUGCUCUUUGGCAAGAGUACUUCUUAGACAAAAUAUCAAAGAAGUUUCACCUGUCUAAAUCAAGACUGAGUGCUCUCAAUGAGUCUGGCCAAUUGGUUCUAUUUCACCUUGUGACUUUUCUCUGGGGUGGAGAUGCCAUUCUUCGUGAAGGAUUUAUCUUCAAUAUUUCACGUUUGUGGGAUGGUUAUCCAAACCACACGAUGAGCUUCCUGCUAAAAUUAUGGUGGGUAGUUCAAGCUGCUUAUUGGCUGCACACCAUUCCUGAGUUGUACUUCCAAAGGAUUAAGAAAGACGAGUGGGCUGGUCGCAUAAGACAUGCUGCAGCUGCUUUUGCAUUUGUAGCCACGGCCUAUGGAUUUAAGUUCCAGCGUGUAGGUGUCUGUCUUGUUGUUCUUCAUUCCCUGGCAGAAUUUGUUGCCCACUGUAACCGUCUCAACACAAUCUUGAGAGGGGAGCGUGAAGAUUACUUAAACAAAUUUUUAAGUCUUGUCAAUGGCACAGUGUUUGUCAUUGUACGGCUAUGCUCGUUGGUGCUUGGUGUACUCACUUUCUACUAUGGACUAGCCGGGGCAGCUCCAUUGUUGCUGCGUGUUGGCGCCCUCUCAGUAUUGGUCUCAUUCCAAGUCUUCUUGAUGUUCAAUUUCAUAACUGAGGCAAUCAAACAAAGGCAAGAAGCUCGUCAGCUAGCUUUAGCAAAGCCGAAGAAAGAAAAAAAAGAGAAACCUAAGAAAGAAAAGGUUAAAAAGGCACCAAAUGAUGAUUCCGACUUACCGGAAGUGGAUCAGAACACGAACAAGACUUUACGACAGCGACAAGCAGCAGUAAAGGCAAAGUGAAGACGCACAACCUCUUUCUCACUAUAAGAAAAUCAUUAGGUUGUCCCUGAUUGUAGGGUUUUACACAUGUCUUGUUUUAUUUCUAAUAUUUUUAAAAACUAAAGCACAAAAUUGCAAGUUAUUAAAGUACUUCCAUAUAAUUUAAGUUAUAUAUUGUCACACCUUUUACAAGUAAAAUUCCAUCUAUAUUUUUUAUUAUUUUUACAGUAAUUAGAAAUAUAAUAAAGAAAAGGUGCAUUUCAUGACAUAUUGUUUUAAUGUUAUUUAUUAUUAACACUUAUAUGUAUAUGUGAUUGUGACGUCAAACUAUUUUAUUAAACCUGCAUUGUCUAGGUAGCGAAACACAAUAUUGUCAUAAAGUAUAGUGGAUGGACAGGGUUGUAAAAAUAUCUCUAAAGUGUAAAAACUAAAUGUCUAGGUUAAAAUGUUGUUUAUAUUAAUAUAAUAUUGUAAGAAUUAUACUGUGCUGUGUACAUACACACAUAAAAAUUCCAUUUAAUUAUUUUGCAUUUUUAAUAUAAAGAACAUUUAUUUCAUUGUUUAUUGUGAAUUCCAAAUUUAAAUUAUUUAUAUGUACAUUGUUUUUACUCUUAAGCCAUUCAUUUUAUAUCUAGUAACUACGACGACAAUUUAAGUUGUUACUUGUUUUGGUGCUUUUAUUAUCUCUUAUGCAAAUUGAUAUUGUUGUUAAAAUUAUUUUGGACACUUUCUCUGACUGAUUUUUAAUAGGAAUGAUUUCAUACCUAGCGUAACAUUUUCGUUAAUUUGAAACAGAAAAAAAGCGAAUGAGUUAGUGAUGUUAAAAUUGUAUGUGAAUUAAUGAUGGCAUGAAAUUACUCUACCUUAAUGAAAUUAUGCUCGUAACUUAUUAUAUAAUUUCCAUAAAAUGUCAAUUUUAAAAGCUUGAUGUUAUUUUUAUUUCGAAAUAAAUUUUGUAAGAAUUA
Molecule: messenger RNA, 2453 nt
Organism: Parnassius mnemosyne (clouded apollo)
Lineage: Eukaryota; Metazoa; Arthropoda; Insecta; Lepidoptera; Papilionidae
Source: the annotation of a GenBank genome assembly